AUGGGCCUCCGCCUCUCUUGCCAAGCCGCUCAAUUGAGCACAAUUACCUGUCUCCAACAGCAACAGCGUUCGAAUAACAACCUCGAUUCAUCGAAAUACAGCCGGCCGGUGAAGGAAGGUUUCACUAAGAAUCCUCUCUUCAAAUUGGCUUUGCUCGCACUACCUAUAUCCAUAUUGAUAUAUCAGUACAGACAUGGCUGGCACGACUCUAAUAAUGGACCCUUCAACCCCCCAAAAUUCACACCCUUCGAGAUCGUCAAAAGGGAAGAAGUCUCCCCAACAAGCAUCCUGCUCACUCUUCGCCCCAUUUCGAAGAUGCUACUGCCAUAUCCACUUCAAGAUCCGUACAAACUGUAUUGGGAAAGGGGAACUUGGUCGGUAGAGGUGAAGCAACCCGAAUUGCAAAUUGCAAGGUCGUAUACCCCUCUACCCUCAGACGACGAGGAGCACCCUGCGGAUCUGCGGUUCUUGAUAAGGAAGGAGAAGAAGGGCGAGGUUUCGGGAUAUUUACACAAUCUGCCUUUGAAUGGAAAGGUUGAGUUGCGCGGACCGAAUCCGGAGGUUGACAUACCGGAGGAGGUUGAAGAUGUUGUUUUCUUAGCUGGCGGGACUGGUAUUGCUCCCGCCUUACAAGUCGUGUAUACACUGCUGGAACGGAGAAAUGCAGGCCAAAAGCCGAAGAUACAAAUAAUUUGGGCGAAUCGGACAAGAGAGGAUUGCAGGAUGGGUGGUAACAAGUCACUCUUGCAGAGUGAAGAGCCUGUUGGGCUAGUGGUGCGAAUGCUGGAGGAGCUUCAACGGAAGCAUCCGGAAAAUCUUGAGGUGACCUACCUUGUGGAUGAAGAAAAUACAUUUAUAGACCGCAAAAAGAUAUGCCAGGUGCUGAAGACGAGAUCUGAUGUGAGGAGCCAGCCGAUAUCGACUCGGAUCGACUCAAAACUCUUGUUUGUGUCUGGUCCUGAAGGAUUUAUAAAUUAUAAUGCGGGGCCUAAGAAGUGGGAAGGGGGCAAAGAGGGACAGGGCGAACUUGGGGGCAUUCUUGGGCGCAUGAGGGUGAGAGAUUGGAAAAUUUGGAAACUCUGA
Messenger RNA from Venustampulla echinocandica, 1083 nucleotides. RefSeq lists its product as uncharacterized. Gene Ontology annotation, molecular function: oxidoreductase activity. The record is from RefSeq and is a predicted model, not a curated record. The transcript has a single exon. The coding region runs from base 1 to 1083 and encodes 360 amino acids. NCBI's taxonomy places the organism in Eukaryota, Fungi, Ascomycota, Leotiomycetes, Helotiales, Pleuroascaceae.